AUGUCUCUCGAGCAAUGGGAGCGUCAAGCCCAAAAAGGAAGAGAUAUCCUCACCAACUCCAUUCCGAAACAAUGGCUUGCACCAGCCGACAGUCUCCCUCCUGUUACACAGAAGAAUGUGAUUGAUUUCCCAACGAAAAGUGGACUCCUGAGCGAGCGUGAGCUCUCAAUCACGGACCUCUCUGCCACACAACUGGUCGCGGAAAUGGGAGCGGGGAAGCUCAAGGCAGAGGAGGUAGUGGUGGCAUUCUUGAAAAGGGCAGUAUUAGGCCACCAGCUGCUGAACUUCGCAACGGAAUUUUUAGCCGAUGAGGCAGUUGCUCGAGCCAAAGAAUUGGAUGCACACUUUCAACGUACUGGAAAACUGGUCGGACCUCUGCAUGGCGUUCCGAUUAGCGUUAAGGAGCACAUCGGGAUGAAGGACAAGACUUGCAACACAGGUUAUGUUGCCUGGGUCGAUCAAGUCGCCACCGAGGAUGCCCAUUUGCUUCAAUUGCUAGCUAAAGCUGGUGCAGUGUUCCAUGUCCGAACCAACCAGCCUCAAGCCCUCAUGCAUCUUUGCUGCAACAAUAAUAUUACAGGAGCCACACUCAACCCAUACAACCGUACCUUGACUCCAGGGGGGUCGUCAGGUGGUGAAGGAGCUUCAACGGGGUUCAAGUGUGCACCACUUGGUAUUGGUACCGAUAUCGGUGGAUCUAUUCGUUGUCCAGCUGCCUUUUGCGGUUCAUACGGAUUCCGGCCCACAUCAAUGCGCAACCCACUUGCUGGAGCCAAAGUCGCGGCUAUUGGACAAGAGACGAUUCACGGUGUCAUCGGGCCUUUGUCAAGCACUUCCUUGGAGGAUAUUGAACUGUUCCAAAAAGCUGUCUUGGAUCAAGAGCCCUGGGAUGUUGAAACGUCCUUAGUGCCAGUCCCGUGGAAGACAGUAGCUCCUACUCGGAGCAUGACUGUGGCUAUUAUGUGGGAUGAUGGUUGCGUUCGCCCCCAUCCCCCUAUUGUCAGGGCCCUCAAACUUGCGAAAGAAAGGUUGCUUGCAGCUGGAAUCAAGGUUGUGGAUUGGGAGCCAUAUAAGCAUGAUCAUGGGUGGAAAAUCAUCUCUAGCCUUUACUACCCCGACGCCGCCGCCUUACAACGCAAAAUGAUUCGCGAAUCAGGCGAGCCAGUCCUCCCACUGAGCGAAUGGUGCUUCAAUUACUCCCGAGCUGUUCCACUCACUCACCCCGAAGCAUGGGAGCUACAAUACGAGCGUGACGUUUAUCGCGACGACUACAACGCUGUGAUGAAGUCCCGUGGCGUCGACUUUAUCAUUUCCCCUACCUAUACCGGCGUCGCAGCUGUAUAUGGCGAGUCACAUUACUGGAACUACACUGCAAUCUGGAAUGUGCUGGACCUUCCUUCGGUUGUGUUCCCAUCAGGUCUUACGGUUGACUCGAAGCUGGAUGCGUUGACCGAGCAGGAUCAGAAAUAUAAGCCACGUAAUGAGGUUGAUGAAAGGGAGUGGGAGAAAUAUCAGAGCCCGGAAAGGUAUGAAGGUGCGCCUGUGGCGUUGCAAGUUGCUGGUAGACAUUUUAAGGAUGAAGAGACAUUGGCUGCGGCCAAGUUGAUUGAGGAAAUUAUCAAGAAUGGGAAGAAGGUGUCUAAGCUUUGA
Penicillium pulvis is the source of this 1650-nucleotide messenger RNA. RefSeq names its product putative glutamyl-tRNA(Gln) amidotransferase subunit A. The transcript has 7 exons. Lineage: Eukaryota; Fungi; Ascomycota; Eurotiomycetes; Eurotiales; Aspergillaceae. Bases 1 to 1650 code for a protein of 549 amino acids. The record is from RefSeq and is a predicted model, not a curated record.